Fomitopsis serialis is the source of this 3732-nucleotide messenger RNA. RefSeq lists its product as uncharacterized. The coding region runs from base 1 to 3732 and encodes 1243 amino acids. The transcript has 4 exons. The record is from RefSeq and is a predicted model, not a curated record. Lineage: Eukaryota; Fungi; Basidiomycota; Agaricomycetes; Polyporales; Fomitopsidaceae.
AUGUCCAACGACGUGUUGAUAGAUAUGGGCGAUAUGAAUUCCCUCAAUUCGGCCUCCAGUGACGAUGCGGACGCAGUCAACACCGAGUCCGCGAAGAUCUAUUUCGGGCCUCUCCAAUCGCCUGAACAGAAGUUCGCGUCUACCUCAAGACUCAAGACACCUGUGCGAAAAUCUACAAGACUCUCGUCGGCGCGAGCCAGAGAGCAUACGCAUGUGAAUGAGCGUGUCCACCAGUCGACACCGACAAAGUUGGCAGAACGGGCGGGCUCAUCUUCUGAGGAGGACAUGUUACAGGAUGAGCCAUCACUAGUCCUAGCUAAUAAGGUUCUACACGCCCAUGACAACCCAUCGCCCCCUCCCAGUCCCUCUCCGAACGGUGAAGCGCAUCUGCCUAAUCCCGACAUAUUGAUCGACCUGACACAAGCAGAUGAACCGAUGCCCAUGCUUGCUUCUGAUGCCGACUCCCCUUCACCUGCUCGUCAAGUGGGCGACGGAGAGGCGAACACGUCCCUACCAGACCUCAUCAACUUCGACUCGUUCUCCACACCCUCAGUGACCCCUCGCAUCGGAACACCGGACUUUCGUACAUCUACUGAGGCCACAUCUCCUCUUUCCCGUAGAUCCAUAGCCACGACUGUCGAUGAUCUGCUCUCGCUGUCGCCGCCAAGCGUACCCAUUGGACCUCAGUCGAACCAAGAAGAUACGCUGUCCGCAUUGGAUGCCUUGACUCCCACUGCCGAAGACGAAGAGCAGGUACUUCAUACUCUGAUCGAUCAUGCUCCUGCGGUAGAUGCACCUUCAUCAAAGCCAGAAGAACGGGUACCGACAGAGGCCCGUGCGCUAGACGUCCCAACCACCGAUGCUCCUGCAACAGUCCCAGAGGUAAUUGAACCCUCACCAGUACCACAGCCUCACACCCCCGCCCGGCGCUCUUCGCGCAAACGGUCAAGCAUUAGUCCAGCCAGGCCACGUCCUAUUACGGAGCCGACCACCCUUCUCGGCGUCCCAACUCCCCAUCAGGCGGGCUCAUCGUCUACUUUGGCGAGUCCGGCCCCUGCACUUGUUUUCCCACCAUUGGGAGUACGCGUCAAGAAAAAGGGUAGCAGUCGAGAUGUAUCCCCUAAUGUGGGCGGCAGCUCGGUGAAUCCCGUGGACAUUACGCAACUAGUAGACGAGAAGCGUCCGGUCUCUCCUGGCAGAGAGGCCAGACGGAAUAUGGAAACACAACAACGUCGCCGGCUGGGGUCCCUGUCUCCAACUUCAACCGGGCUCCUAAUGCAGUUGAUGCCCAAUGGCUCCAGCUUAUCCACAGGGGACCAGGCAACAGCUGUACAAACUACAGCGUCAAUCGUACCGAAUGGCAUGCAUCAACCCACUCCUACAAGUCUCGAUCCGUCGCAACCUCUUUCAACCCCACAACCUAGUGGUCAAGCAACGGAACCGCAAUCCAUAACCGAUAUCCCUCCAGCCACACCCAUCGCCACCACCGAACCAUCGCGCUCACCCGCACGUCGAAUCCCUAUCCAUGAGGCCAUCGCGCAGGGAACAUUCUCUCCGUCCAAGCAAUCCACGCUCACAGGAGGGAUCGCCAAAGCUGGUUCGAGCGUAGGCUUGCUAGGGACACCUGUGUUCAGGCGUCCUCGUCAGGCCCUUGACGAUCCGAAUCGGAGUCCCGCGAAGCGCGUUCCUCUUUCGCAAGCAUUCGCACCGUCGACUGUGCCGUCGCCCGAGAAGGGCAAGGCUCCUAUGCGGCCUUCGUCGCCAGUUCGACCCAGCCUGAAGGAGCGAGCCCGUAGUAACUCUGUCGAGCCUGUCUCCCGGCCUCUCUUCGAGCAGAGCAGGUCGGCGGAACCCACCAGGCCGUCGGCGAGUAGCCUCGCAAGGCCAUUUUCAGGGGGCAGUAGCCCUCCCAGGACCAAUGCUGCUACGCCACUCCCUUAUCCGCUUGUUCCGUCAUCAAGUCGUGUGCACCCGCCCAUUCCUGAAGUCGAUGAGGGUGAAGAGGAGAAUCGCGCGACACAACAAGAGCGCGUACGGUCGAGAAGUCCCCCGGGUCCAAGUCCUGUGAAAAAUGUAUCUGCUUUGCGCCAGUCAUCCGCCAGCAGUCGCAUACCGCGAAUCGGUGCCAAGCCAUAUGCUAGACCAAAACCGAAGGAGCCGAGUCCCACACUGGUUCAAGAGUCUAAGCCGCCAAUAGUUCCGAGACGUGCCCUGGGGGCGGCCGGUGGCGCGACACGACCGUUCAAGGCGCUCCAGGGUGGGCAGGGGAGCAGCAGUAGUUCUGAUGGCAGCUCCCCCCGCUAUGGCACUCCAGGAUCUACGGCAAAGGCCCAUGCAAUCCCCCAACAACCUCCUGCUGCGGAAGGCUCACGGGUUUCAGCUCUGAAGAGGAAACGGGACGGGGAGAAGUCGCUUGCUUCCCCACCCGGUGCUAAACCCGUCGUCGUAAUCCGGAAGGUCGUGCCCGGGAUGUUUGGCCAGUCGUCCAAGGCUGGCACAAGCGCCGCGCCGCCAGCUGGUACGCCUGCGGCUGAGCCGACGCCAUAUCCCAGCCCUCAGAAGCCAAGGGGACCGAUCAGGAUGCGCAAAGUGGCAGACUGGAAACCACCACCUCGCGAACCUAAGCCCGCGAGGGUAAAUGCCGCGCCAGCAGUGGUGGACGAACCUGCAGUGUCACCUCCACCCGUAGCCGAACACACCUCACCCAAGGUCAUCUCCAGCCCACCCCCUAUGUCAUCUAGCCCGCAGGCUGCAUCCCCAACAGUCCCUCCAGCCAGCCACGCCCCGGCCGCCCCUCAACCACCACCUUUGUCGCCACCUGUGUAUAGUGCGGAAACAGAGUCUGAGACUCGGUCAAACGGUACCCGUCGCUCAAGUCGCUCGCGCAGAACGGUCGCCAAUCCUACAACGGAUGUCUUCGGUGUUGUCAACGCCGCUCCUGUCCGCCCUCUCAACGUUCGGCGGAAACGUCCACUCCUCAGUGAUACAAGCGCCUUUGCUGGGAUGACAGCUAUGGCUCUUAGAGCGCUCACGUCGUCUAAUACCCAGAAGAAUCAACAGCAGGUGGUGUCGCUGAAGACGGAGGUCAUCCACAAAGAAGGAAAGAGGCCUGGCAGUCCUACUACGAAAGUGAGGACGAUACUGGAGAAGCAGCGAGAGAUCAAGGCGCAGCAGAGGCAUGAACGUGCUGAGCGCAGAGCGAGGCGGUCAUCGGAAGGGGUUGAUGCGAGCGAGUCUCAGGCCGACAUGUCUGUCGACCUCGGUGAUGUGAGCACUAUCACCCUGAAUGACGACGGUAUUCCGGCGCGGCAUCGACGGGGUCCUGGAGACGAAGAGGACUACGUGACGCCUCCGCGACCUGAGCGACCGCCGAAACGUGAGAAGCUAGAUCACGAAGUAAAGGUCAAAGAUGACAAGAGGGUCAAGUGGGACCGAGGGCUCGCGACCAGUGUCUACCUCGAUGAAAUCUCGUCGAAGCCGAAGAAACCAGCCAGCUCCGAGGCUGCGAAGAAGGGCUGCCUAGCCCCUACGGCCAAGACCUUACGUCUCGACACCUUGGGCAAUGUGCUGGACGCUGGCGCCCCUUUGAUCAAUAUCGUGCGCGAGGAUGUCGUCGUGAAGAAAUUUGUCUAUGAUGAUGACGAAGAUGCUAAAUCUGAAGUACCCGAAGCUGAACCUGUUGCUCCCCUGGAGAUCAAACCAAAGAGCAAGAGCAAGAAGAACAAACCCUAA